AUGUUAUUUUCUUUCUUUCAUUCUUUCUUUCUUUCUUUCUUUCUUUCUUCAUGCUAUGUUAUUUUCUUUCUUUUUUCUUCUUUCUUGCUAUAUUAUUUUCUUUCCUUCUUUCUUUCUUUCUUUUGUGCUAUGUUAUUUUCUUUCUUUUUCUUUCUUUCUUUCUUUCUUUCUUUCUUUCUUUCUUUCAUGCUAUGUUAUUUUCUUUCUUUUUUCUUUCUUGCUAUGUUAUUUUCUUUCUUUUUUCUUUCUUUUUUGUGCUAUAUUUUUUUUUUCUUUCCUUUCUUUCUUUUUUCUUUCUUUCUUUCAUGCUAUGUUAUUUUCUUUCUUUUUUCUUUCUUUUCAUAUUAUUUUCUUUCUUUCUUUCUUUCUUUUCUUUUCUAUGUUAUUUUCUUUCUUUCAUUCUUUUUUUCUUUCUUUCUUUUUCUUUCUUUCAUGCUAUGUUAUUUUCUUUCUUUUUUCUUCUUUCUUGCUAUAUUAUUUUCUUUCCUUCUUUCUUUCUUUCUUUUGUGCUAUGUUAUUUUCUUUCUUUCAUUCUUUCUUUCUUUCUUUCUUUCUUUCUUUCAUGCUAUGUUAUUUUCUUUCUUUUUUCUUCUUUCUUGCUAUAUUAUUUUCUUUCCUUCUUUCUUUCUUUCUUUUGUGCUAUGUUAUUUUCUUUCUUUCAUUCUUUCUUUCUAUGUCAUUUUUCUUUCUUUCGUUCUUUCUUUCUUUCUUCUCUUAUUCCUCUUAUUGAUCUACUUUUUUAUUAUUUCUGUCAGCCUUUCUUUCUUCUCUCUUUCACUCCAAGUUAAACACUGGGUCACCUCCCCAAUCACCCAACAAAUUGUUUUCUUUCUUCCUCUUACUGUUCAUAUCUUUCUCUCUACAUGUUUAUGUUCAUCUAUCUAUUUCAGUCUAAUCAGAUCUAUCUAUCUAUCUAUCUAUCUAUCUAUCUAUCUAUCUAUCAGUCUAAUCAUAUCUACCUUUCUAUCUCAGUCUAAUCAUGUCUAUCUAUCUAUCUAUCUAUCUAAUCAUAUCUACCUUUCUAUCUCAGUCUAA
Molecule: messenger RNA, 1035 nt
Organism: Acanthosepion pharaonis
Lineage: Eukaryota; Metazoa; Mollusca; Cephalopoda; Sepiida; Sepiidae
Source: the annotation of a GenBank genome assembly